AUGUACAGUGUAGUUCAACGUUGUUUUGCUGAAGCCAUGUAUCACAACAGGAAUGGUUUGUCCGAUCAGUUAUACAUUGAAUUAUUUGAUAUUCUCUACGAUUUAUCCGAGAAAUUGGUUCACAAAAUCUCUGCAUUUAAAGAAAGGUCGAUCGACCUAAAGAGGGAUGUCUUUGAUGUGAUCGCUAACCCACUGGUGUUGAGCUAA
This is a messenger RNA of Medioppia subpectinata, 207 nucleotides long. The record is from the annotation of a GenBank genome assembly. NCBI's taxonomy places the organism in Eukaryota, Metazoa, Arthropoda, Arachnida, Sarcoptiformes, Oppiidae.